Molecule: messenger RNA, 3565 nt
Organism: Lytechinus variegatus (green sea urchin)
Lineage: Eukaryota; Metazoa; Echinodermata; Echinoidea; Temnopleuroida; Toxopneustidae
Gene: lrrcc1
Product: leucine-rich repeat and coiled-coil domain-containing protein 1-like
Exons: 24
Coding region: 97-3279 (1060 amino acids)
Cellular component (GO): cytoplasm
Molecular function (GO): protein binding
Source: RefSeq, a predicted model, not a curated record
CGCGGGAUCUCUAAACGAGCUAACGUUACCAAGCAAAUUCGUGUGAAAUAGGAAGAUGGAAAGUAGGCUGUCGAGCAACUCGAGUGGGUAACCAAAAUGCCUGGCAGAGGGAACAUCAGGGUCAAGUUCUCUGGUGUGGCGAAUCCAUCAGAACAACAAAUGGAUGAUGUCGGAGAAGGCAGUGGAGCUCCCCAUGAGUUCUGCCUUCUUGAUGCUGGUGUUCAGAGACUAAAGGAUCUACCUCUCACCUCCCAUCUCCAAAGCAUCAACCUUCAUUGUAACCAGAUAGAAAAGAUUGAGAAUCUCCUGCACCUGUCACACCUACGCCACCUUGAUCUGUCUUCCAAUUGCCUGACAAGGAUCGAGGGCCUGGAUGGACUUGUCAGUCUGAAAACACUCAAUGUCGCCUGCAAUCAGUUGACGACACUUGUUGGACUAAGAUCACUGAAGUCACUUUCACGUUUAAAUGCUUCCUACAAUCAAAUCCAUGAUAUCUCGGGUCUAAAGGAACUUCAUGGAUCAGACUACAACCUUAAACAACUUCAUCUCCAUGGCAACCACCUCUCUUCAGCAGAGCACGUGAUUGGAUGUCUAGCUGGUUUGUCAUGUCUUUGUCAUGUGAGCUUUCUUUAUGAGGAGAGUGACAAUCCAGUAUGUAGAUUACCAGGUUAUAGAACAGCACUAUUGAACUCCCUGCCUCAUCUGAUCUCAUUGGAUGGUAUAGAUCGAUCAGGACUCUCUGUUCAAACUGAUGAUGGGCUUUCUGAUAUUCCAGGUCUUGAUCAGUAUUUGGACUUCCUCCUAUCAUCUGAUGUAGGCAGUGUUGCUGAACCGGAAAAAGAAGCCCCUGUGCAAAUCAUUACCCCCAAGAUAGACCAAGUCUUGGAGAAGUUCCGUCAGCGAGCACUUGCUUCCUCGGGCACCAGCACCACAGAAAAAGAGGAUGAGAAAAAAGGAGGACGAUCAUAUGGUGUUUCCCAACCCCAAUCAACCAGCCAUGAAGAACGACUGAAGAUCUUAGAACAGCAGCUUAUGGAUAUCAUGACCAGAAGAAUGCAGGUCCCCGAGGCUUCACCACCAAGCACGGACAGUCCUGAGGAAUUAGGGAAACAUGCAAGGAAAAGGGUUUCCAGUGGUAGAACACAUCCUGCAAGAAAAGACACAGAUCAGACUGAAGAGAGCGACUUCCAUUCAGACUCAGAAAUGGGAAGAAGAGCAAAGAAGCAUGGAGGUAAAAAGACUGCAGCUGGGAGGCAGAGAAAAAAGUCUGAAGAACUGGUGACAAAAACCAGCAAAAUACCUACAAGAGCCAAAACUAAAUCAUUUCCAUCGCCUGGGAAUGACAAGGAAGUCUCGACGUCACCAUCUAGUGGGCCAGAGCGGACUGUCAAGCAAGCUGCAGCAUCAAGGCGUGCAGUACCUACAACACCAGAGCAAGAUGCAGACAAGUUGUCUCUACUCCAAGAACUGGACAAAGAAAGGGAAAGACGAUGGAAAGCAGAACAGGCAGCAAUAAGACUUGCUGAUCACAUCAAAGAUCUACAAACAAAAGCAAAUGAGGAAAGAGAACUACAGGAGGUAGCCAUUGAAGCAAGCGGUCGUCUUAAACAGGCCGUCAUGAAUGAAAGAGAAAUCAAAUCAAGAUUAGCAGAUGAUAUCGAUAUCCUCAAGGAGAGAUUGAAGGAAACGGUGAAGAAGUUAUCAGCAUGUCAGAGAGCGGAAGAAGAAGGGAGACGGACCCUAAGAGCUAUGGAAGAGACGACCAAGAAAAUGGAAUCAGAGAAGCUCAAACAGCAAGCAUAUGAUGCUAAACGAUUGCAGGAGUAUCAGCUGAGAACUGCUGCUAUGGAGAGAGAGCUAGAGCUAGUUCGGGUCAAGUCUGGACACCAAGAUGGCAAGAUACAUCAGCUUCAAGAGUUACUAGCGACAAGAGAACAAGAACAUAGAAAUGAGCUUCAGCAAUACUAUAAGCCAGGAAGCAGAGAAAUUCAAGACAUGUUGGAGAAAGAAGUGAGCAGAGAGAGGGAAAAACAUGAACAUGGACAAGUUUUCUACAAAGAGAGAAUAGAGACGUUGACAAAGCAGUACACAGAUCUUGAGGAUGAGUUCAGACUGGCCCUGCAGAUAGAAUCCAACAGGUUCCAAGAGAUCCAAGAAGCUUACGAGAGAUCAAGUCAAGAAGCAGCUCAGUUUAGACAGAUGUUGAGUGCUUCGGUAGAGAAAGAGAAAAGAUCUUCUGGUUUGGUCACUGAACUCACUUCCAUGGUAAAGGAACAGAAAGGUCGCAUCACAGAGCUGUCAAGAGCAAAGCAAGAGGCUAUCUCAUCUACCAGGGUGAGGAUCCAGAGUCUUGAGAACCAGGUUGAAGAAAGCCAGAGGAAGCUACAGAUCUUAGAAGCACUAAGACAGGAGAAGUCAAGACUGGCUGCUCAGCUGGUUGCAAUGGAAUCAGUGGUUGAUGGACUCAAGGCAGAGAGGAAACUUUGGGGUCAGGAGCUUGCACAACAAGGAGUAUCAUUGGCUCAGGAUAGAGGAAGAUUGGAAGCAAGGAUCGAAGCACAGGAUGCCGAGAUAGUAUCGCUGAAGAAACAGCUGGAGAGAGAAAAUGAUGCUCUCAAAAUCAAGACUAAAGUAAUUGAUGAUCAGACGGAUACAAUUAAGAAACUGAAAGAUGCUUUGAUAGAGAAGGAUGAUGAAGUGAAGAAAGCCAGGGAGGAGACCCUACGUACCCAGCAAAGCUUGGAGGAUCAACUGGCCACAGAGCAAGGAGCCGUCCAGGAGCUGACCGGACAGGUAGAGAGACUGACAGAACGUAAGGAUGGACUGAAGGAGAGAGUGGUUGAUUUGCAGGCCGAGUUGGAAGAGAGUCAGCGAGCUUACAGGGCUUUGGAUAACAAGUGGAAAGAGAAGGGAGAUAUCAUCGGUCAGCUGGAAAGCCAGGUCAGACAAGUGAAAGAGAAUUUUGACCAACGAGAGAAGAAGCUCCGAGAAGAGCGGGAUAAAGCCAUCAAUGCUGAAAAGGCGACAGUGGAUAAGCUUCGCUCUAUUGACAAUGCAUUCAGGAAACAGAUGGAAGCCGCCCAGAGGGGGCAUGAAGAAAACAUGGAACAGCUAGCACAAGAAAAACAACGGGAGAUUGAUGAAGCCAUGAGUAAGGUGAGUGAUGUUGAGGAUGAAAUGAGGCAGUUACUAGCGGAGACGGCCAAUCAGAAGAGGGUCAUGGAACAGAAGAUUCAGAGAUUAACACAAGCAUUCAGUGAGAUACAGGAUCUUAGAUGAUAGUCUGUUUCAUCACGUCAUGUGAUCCAAGUUCUCCUGCUUCAUCAUAUUCAAAGAGAAACAAGGUUGACAAAAGCAUCAAUUGUGAGAUUGAUUUCCCUUUUUGUGUUUAACCCCAAAUCAACUAUGGGAGGGGUCAGUGUGAACCCUGACCCCUAUAUGUAACCACCAAAUGUCAUGAUGUGCCAUUACACAAGUUCUGCCAUUUAUCGUUUGAUACAAAGUUUAUGAAAAGGGGACAGGAGCUCGUGACACAUUUUGUAACCGCAAAGCAGGUAACCCCCCC